AUGUUAGGUAGAGCUAUCUUUGAUGUUACUCAAUUAAUCAAAAGAACCACCAAAUUCGGUAUCCACUGGUCACCAGUUGCCUCAAGAUGGGGUGUUGUCGGUGUUGUUGCUGCCUUAUAUGCUGUUCAACCACGUAUUUUAUUCAAACAUCUUCCAAUCAUUGGUGAUAACUAUUUAACCCAAAAAGAUUUAGAUAAAAUGAAACAAGAACAACAAGAAAAAAACAACAACUAA
This is a messenger RNA of Dictyostelium purpureum, 234 nucleotides long. RefSeq lists its product as uncharacterized. The record is from RefSeq and is a predicted model, not a curated record. The transcript is spliced from 2 exons. NCBI's taxonomy places the organism in Eukaryota, Evosea, Eumycetozoa, Dictyosteliales, Dictyosteliaceae. Bases 1 to 234 code for a protein of 77 amino acids.